Molecule: messenger RNA, 715 nt
Organism: Danio rerio (zebrafish)
Lineage: Eukaryota; Metazoa; Chordata; Actinopteri; Cypriniformes; Danionidae
Gene: faub
Product: FAU ubiquitin like and ribosomal protein S30 fusion b
Biological process (GO): translation
Cellular component (GO): ribosome
Molecular function (GO): structural constituent of ribosome
Source: RefSeq, marked validated
GCGCAGAACACUUUCUAGAAAAGCGAAAUACUUCAGUUCAGGCUGUUCAUGUCGUGUUUUGUGCUCGUACGAAUCCAAAUUGAUAUCUACUGAUCAUCAUGCAGUUGUUUGUUCGCGGCCAGAGUUUGCACUCUGUUCACCUGAAUGGGUCAGAGACUGUUGCCCAUAUCAAGGCUCAGAUUGAAGCUUUGGAAGGUCUCGCCUGUGACGAUCAGAUCAUUUCUCUCAGUGGGAUUCCCCUUGAGGAUGACGCUCUGAUCUGUCAGUCUGGGAUCGAGGAGUUCAACACUCUUGAGGUCUCAUCAAGGCUUUUAGGAGGCAAAGUUCACGGUUCCCUGGCUAGAGCAGGAAAAGUCAGAGGACAAACUCCUAAGGUGGACAAGCAGGAGAAGCGCAAGAAAAGGACUGGCCGGGCAAAGAGAAGAAUUCAGUACAACAGGCGCUUUGUUAAUGUUGUCCCGACGUUUGGCAAAAAGAAAGGACCAAAUGCCAACUCAUAAUCUUUUCAAUAUUUGCUACAUUACUGCGCAUUCCUGAUGGGAAGACAGUGCAAUGUAAAAUGAGCAUUUGCACUCUGAUGUAGAAUUUAUAUUUUGUGAGAUGAAGUUUAAUGUAGUGUGAAAUAAAAUGAAACUGUAAAUCACUGGGAAUCCUUAAUGGUGUUUGUGGCAAGAAUGAGGUUUUGUAAAUUACAAAUAAAAAACAUUUAAUCAAA